Molecule: messenger RNA, 1305 nt
Organism: Colossoma macropomum (tambaqui)
Lineage: Eukaryota; Metazoa; Chordata; Actinopteri; Characiformes; Serrasalmidae
Gene: kctd16b
Product: potassium channel tetramerization domain containing 16b
Exons: 2
Coding region: 1-1305 (434 amino acids)
Biological process (GO): protein homooligomerization; regulation of G protein-coupled receptor signaling pathway
Cellular component (GO): postsynaptic membrane; presynaptic membrane
Molecular function (GO): protein binding
Source: RefSeq, a predicted model, not a curated record
AUGACCGAAACGAUGGCUCUGAGCGGGAACUGCAGGACUCAGCCCGCGGCCAAAGAGCAGGGCUCCGUCCAGAACAGCUUCCCGGAUGUGAUCGAGCUGAACGUCGGCGGGCAGGUGUACUAUACCCGGCACGCCACGCUCGCCAACAACCCCGGCUCGCUGCUGGGCAAACUGUUCUCGCCCAAGAGCAACGCGUCCAACGACCUCGCCCGAGACCCCAAGGGCCGCUACUUCAUCGACCGCGACGGCUUCCUCUUCAGGUACGUGCUGGACUACCUCAGGGACAAGCAGGUGGUCCUGCCCGACCACUUCCCCGAGAAGGGCCGCCUGAGGAAGGAGGCCGAGUACUUCCAGCUGCCCGACCUGGUCAAGCUGCUGACGCCCGAGGAGCCCAAGCCCAGCCCGGAGGAGUGCCUGCACAGCGACUACGAGGACGGCUCACAGGGCAGUGACCAGCGCGCCUGCCCGCCCCCCUCGCUCGUUCCCGCCGACAGGAGGAGCGGCUUCAUCACGGUGGGCUACCGGGGCUCGUGCACCGCGGGCAGGGAGAGCCAGACGGACGCCCGCUUCAGGCGCGUGCCCCGCAUCAUGAUCUGCGGCAGGAUCGCCCUGGCCAAGGAGGUCUUCGGCGAGACCCUGAACGAGAGCCGGGACCCAGACAGGACGCCCGAGCGCUACACGUCCCGCUUCUACCUGAAGUUCAAGCACCUGGAGCGCUCCUUCGACAUGCUCUCCGAGUGCGGCUUCCAGAUGGUGGCGUGCAACUCGUCCGUCACGGCCUCGUUCGUCAACCAGCACACCGACGACAAGACGUGGUCGAGCUACACGGAGUACGUCUUUUACCGUGGUCCAUCUCGCUGGUCUUCACCACCUUGUGACUGCUGCUGCAAGGGCCACAAAGGAGAAGGUGAGGGCGAGAGCGGUACUUCCUUCAACGAGCUCUCUACCUCCAGCUCCGAGAGCCAGUCGGAGGCCAGCUCUCCCCAGGGCACGGUCAUCCGUGGCCCCGUGAGCCGACAGACGCAUGUACAGACCCUGGACCGGCCACCCAAGAAAGGCCCUGUGCAGCAUUUGUUGCAGCAGCAGCAGUCCGAGCAGCGGCGCAAGAGCGACCUCCUUCGCACCCUCACCGCAAGUGCCCGGGACACUAGCACCAGCAAGAAGCGACCCACUAAGGAGAAGAUGACCGUGGAAGAGGAGCUGGAGAAGUGCAUCCAGGACUUCCGUAAGAUCAAGAUCCCAGACCACUUCCCAGAGCGCAAGUACAUGUGGCAGGCUGACCUGCUGCGCAAGUACCGCCUCUGA